AUGUGUUCCACCAGGCCGGGUGCCAGGGUUGUGUGUGAAGCUGCCCUGGCCCGUGUGGAGGCUGUAGCUCGCCAUCAAGGGGCCAGGGAUCUCUUUACAGUAGAUCUCGCCUCUGCUGAUCGCAUGAGGACGAAAGCCGACAUAUGGGAAACAAUGAGACGAGUGGUACGACAGAGCAAGUUUCGGCACGUGUUUGGGCAGGCGGUGAAAAAUGACCAGUGCUAUGACGACAUCAGAGUUUCCCGUGUUACCUGGGAUAGUUCUUUCUGUGCCGUUAAUCCCAAAUUUGUUGCGAUAAUCAUAGAGGCUAGCGGUGGUGGUGCCUUCCUGGUUCUGCCUUUACAGAAGCUCUUUGAAGUACUUCAUUUCCUGGCUGAGAAUUUCAUAUUUUCUUAUAUGGGUUUAGCCCUGUUUACUUUCCAGAAGCACAUAUUCAGCCCUAUUUUCAUCAUUGGAGCUUUUAUAGCAAUUUUCCUUGGGAGAGCUGCACACAUCUACCCACUCUCUUUCUUCUUGAAUUUGGGCAGAAAGCACAAGAUCAGCUGGAAUUUUCAGCACAUGAUGAUGUUUUCAGGUCUUAGAGGAGCCAUGGCCUUUGCUCUAGCCAUAAGAGACACUGCAACUUAUUCUCAUCAGAUGAUGUUUACUACAACGCUUCUGAUCGUCUUCUUUACUGUUUGGAUAAUUGGCGGUGGCACAACCCCCAUGCUUUCCUGGUUAAAUAUAAGAGUUGGCGACCAUGUUCCAUCGGUGGAAGAGAUGAAUGAAAGCCGCUGGCUUUACUUCAGAGUUGGAGUCGACCCAGAUCAAGACCCACCACCCAGCAACGACAGCUUUCAAGUCUUACAAGGAGUGAGUAAUUAACUCUCCAAACAGGUCGAUGAUGCUGAAAUUCUACUUUGACAAAUUUGUUUGCAUUUUUAAGUGUUAAAUAUUUGGUGCCAGCUGCACACUGGAUUCUACAAAAUGUUUAUUGCCUCUAAUUUUUCUUCCUUGAUCGCAUUACAUGAAAAGUUGAUGUCCUUGAUCAGGAAGCUUUUUGUAAAGGACAAACUGGCAGCCAGAGCUAAACCCAAGUUAACAGCAGCAAAACAGGUGGCCAAGUCACUUUGUGGUUCUGAUACUGCAUUGAAAGGAUUAGGGUUAACAUGUUAACACUUCUGGAGGUUGGUCUGGUCUGGCAUUUAUCAAAUCCUUAAUUACUUCCCCCAAGGCUGGCAUACAAAGCUUACUUAAAGGGAUUUCAGAGGCAAGGUAAUGCUUUUUCUGGACAGCAAUGGGAGAGUGCUCAACCCGUUACCGUAUCUUUGAGUAUGUGAGAGAAAUCUUGCUUUCAUAUGAAAUCAGAGGCUUACAACUCAACUACAAGCAAUUAAAGUUUAAAAGAAGGUGGACCAACUUCAGAAAUAACCCAGAUUUUUAAAAAUUGUACAAUGCUUUCAAAACCAUUGAUCUUAAAGACUGCUUAGUAUUCAGCAAAGAAAUGUGUGUAUUUUUAAAUGUUGUUACUACAUGGAGAAGGCGACAUGUGAGUGUGUGGUGUUACCUUUCUUUCCAAGGUGGAGGAAUUGCCACUUAUUGGAAUUUUUCCUGUGUCUUCGUUAGAUCAUAAUAACAUUAGGUGAGGAAAUGCCCCUCUUCAUGAGGAACAACUCCUUUGGUUGUCAGUAGGUAUAAGCAUUAAAUACCAGAGUAGAAGUAAGCUGAAGGUAAGCACUUCCAUCCCCAACAAGCUUCACAGAACUAAACAAUAAACCCCAGUUGUCAGACACAGACUCCAAUGGCUGUGCUCCCUGUGUCAGGAAAGAUUGAAGGAUCCAGAGAUGUCAUCGCCCAUGUACUCUCUCCUCUGUCUUUUCUGUUGACGUGUUUGUUUCAGGAAACCAUUGC
Molecule: messenger RNA, 1890 nt
Organism: Sphaerodactylus townsendi
Lineage: Eukaryota; Metazoa; Chordata; Lepidosauria; Squamata; Sphaerodactylidae
Product: sodium/hydrogen exchanger 7-like
Exons: 7
Coding region: 1-864 (287 amino acids)
Biological process (GO): proton transmembrane transport
Cellular component (GO): recycling endosome; membrane
Molecular function (GO): protein binding; sodium:proton antiporter activity
Source: RefSeq, a predicted model, not a curated record